This is a messenger RNA of Chenopodium quinoa (quinoa), 1355 nucleotides long. Its product is annotated as enoyl-CoA delta isomerase 1, peroxisomal-like. Gene Ontology annotation, cellular component: peroxisome. Bases 291 to 1043 code for a protein of 250 amino acids. NCBI's taxonomy places the organism in Eukaryota, Viridiplantae, Streptophyta, Magnoliopsida, Caryophyllales, Amaranthaceae. Gene Ontology annotation, molecular function: enoyl-CoA hydratase activity; delta(3)-delta(2)-enoyl-CoA isomerase activity. The transcript has a single exon. Gene Ontology annotation, biological process: fatty acid beta-oxidation. The record is from RefSeq and is a predicted model, not a curated record.
CAAUUAUAGUAAUUAGUCAAUCAAUCUCUUUAAAAAAAUCAUACCCAACCACAAUCAAGUUUAUCAGCAGAAGUCAACUAAAUAGAUUAAAGUAAUCAAAGGCGAUUAAGAGUACUUGGUUUAAAAUCAAAUCUCGUAUCCAUCAUUUGCGAUUAUGAUCAUCGCUCCAAACUAUCGGGGCUAUUUUCAACGACUUACCAUAAAUACUAAUCCUUCUUUUCUUCCAUUCCUCCAUACCACACAAGCAGUGAAAUCAUUAAGAGGAGAGAGAAAAUUACAAAGAAGAGAAGAUGUGCACAGUAGAGAAACGAGGCAAUCUCUACAUCUUAACCUUAACGGGCAACAAUGAACAUCGUCUAAACCCAACUUUAAUCAGCUCAAUCCGAUCAUGUCUUUCCCAAAUCAAAUCUCAAUCCCUAAAAUCCAAAACCCCUUCUGCCCUAAUCACCACCGCACACGGAAAAUUCUUCUCCAAUGGCUACGACGUCGCCUGGGUAAACUCCUCUUCAAACCCUAAACUCUCCGAAAAAAUCAUGGAUUCCCAAUUACAAGCCUUAAUUGCUGAACUAAUCUCAUUUCCAAUGCCGACAAUCGCCGCCAUUAAUGGGCACGCAUCAGCAGCUGGAUUUAUCCUAGCAAUGGCGCACGAUUUUGUAUUGAUGAGGAGAGAAAGAGGGUAUUUGUAUAUGAGUGAGGUGGAUAUUGGGUUGGUGAUUCCGCCAUGGUUUAUGGCUGUGAUGAAGUGUAAGAUCGGAGGAGGGUGGGAAGGGAUGAGGAAGGUGGGGUUAAUGGCGGAAAAAGUUACGGCGGAGAAAGGGAAGAGAGAGAUUGGGAUUGUGCAUGAAGUGUUCGAAGGAGCGGCGGCGACGGUGGAAGGGGCGGUGGAAUUGGGGGAGGAGUUGGUUAAGAGGAGUUGGGAUGGGGUUGUUUAUGGUGAGAAUAGGAAGGUUUUGUUGAAGGAAGUUUUGGAUUUGAUUGGUAAUAAUGAAGGUUUGGAUUUUGAUUUUGAUGAUCAUGUGAUUAAGUUUAAGCCUCGUCUUUAAAGAGGUAGUCUCGGUUUUUCUCCUGUUAGCAUGAUGUCGUUGUAAUUAUAUCAACAUUUGUGUAACCGUGUUUAAUGAAAUGUCGUUGAUUUACUUACAAUUUUGUCAUUUGACCAAGGAGAUUAGGUGACAAAUUGUAAAUAAACUUGUAAAUUCUAUGUAAGGCUUGAUUUAUUGAUUAUCGACGCCUAGUCUUUGAGCUUGGUUUAUUGUUCUUUUUUGUGUUUUUGUGUCAAUAUAUUGAGUGAGAGAAAGAUAUGGAUGUUGUUUUAGCAUUAUAUGUAGAUGUGAUUGUCAAGUGAUUGAUUUAAA